AAACCCCGACUAUCUAAUUUGUCACGGAUUAAGAUGCCACGGUAGUGUGUGUCAUGUGUCGCAGUAAGUGUGGCACAUUUAUAAAGCUUUUGUUUUGUUGCUGUAAUUGACGUAAGCAAGCUGGCUAGGUGGCGUUAGCCUUCUAGCAAUCACCCAGCCCGGUUUGCCGACCGGUAUUACCGGCAGCAGCAUGGAGACAGACAGACAGACGUGCUGUACCUAGGUUUCCCACUUCAAGGCUGGUUUCAGUUCAGGUGAAGAUUUGACCUCAGACUCCAUCAUGAGGUGAAGCGGUUACUUAAUUAACCAUCACUCAAAGACAAAAGACUCAGAUGUUGCUGCCAUGUGCCAGUCUCACACCCGCAGCGGACGACAAACUCCGCUCAUUGAAGACCUCUUUCUCAACCGUCUGCCGUCUGAUUGAGGAAACUUCAAAGCGACUCUCCUCCAAGACUCACAGAGCUCCACCACCCGCAUCACCACAGUGUGUCAACCCAGACCCGGAGUUCAUCCAGCACCAACUUCCUUAUCCUCUUACAGGACUGGCUGUACGGUCAGUAAGGUUCCUUCACAAAUGUCUACCUCACGAUUAAAAGGCCCCUCUCCAACACUGCGAUCCUGAACAGGAUACAAAAUGACCUCAAGCAUUGACCGGGAUGACAGCAGUAUCUUUGAUGGGUUAAUGGAAGAAGAUGAAAAGGACAAAGCAAAACGUGUGUCCCGUAACAAGUCUGAGAAGAAGCGCAGAGACCAGUUCAAUGUCCUCAUCAAGGAGCUGGGCACCAUGUUGCCGGGCAACACCCGGAAGAUGGACAAGUCCACUAUUUUGCAGAAGAGCAUCGACUUCCUGCACAAACACAAGGAGAUCGCUGCUCAGUCGGAGUCAACUGAGAUCAGACAAGACUGGAAGCCUCCUUUUCUUAGUAAUGAAGAGUUCACUCAGCUGAUGUUGGAGGCAUUAGAUGGGUUUUUCCUUGCAAUUAUGACUGAUGGGAAUAUAAUCUACGCCUCUGAGAGUGUGACGUCCCUCCUAGAACACUUGCCUUCUGAUCUUGUGGAUCAGAACCUGUUGAACUUCCUGCCCAUGGGGGAGCAUUCAGAUGUGUACAAGGCUCUGUCCUCUCAUAUCAUGGAAGGAGAGACACUGACGCCCGAAUAUCUGAAAACGAAAAACCAGCUGGAGUUCUGUUGCCACAUGCUACGAGGGACGAUCGACCCCAAAGAGCCCCCUGUGUACGAAUACGUCAAGUUCAUUGGAAACUUCAAGUCCCUGAAUAACGUGCCUAACUGUACCCGAAACGGUUUUGAAGGAGUGAUCCAGCGAUCGCUUCACUCUGCUUUUGAAGAAGGAGUGUGUCUCAUAGCAACUGUCAGGCUUGCCAAACCACAGUUUAUCAAGGAGAUGUGCACCGUAGAGGAGCCAAAUGAGGAAUUCACCUCCAGACAUAGUUUAGAGUGGAAAUUUCUCUUCUUGGACCACAGAGCUCCACCCAUUAUAGGUUACCUCCCAUUUGAGGUGCUGGGUACAUCAGGAUAUGACUACUACCAUGUAGAUGACCUGGAGACACUUGCCAAAUGCCACGAACACUUAAUGCAAUAUGGCAAAGGAAAGUCCUGCUACUACAGAUUCCUCACCAAAGGGCAGCAGUGGAUUUGGCUUCAGACCCACUACUACAUUACUUACCACCAGUGGAACUCCAGACCAGAGUUUAUUGUCUGCACACACACUGUUGUAAGUUAUGCUGAAGUAAGAGCAGAACAGCGCAGAGAGCUGGGAAUUGAAGAAUCACAACCUGAGAUCAUAGCAGACAAGCAGUCCCAGGACUCAGGUUCUGAGUCCCAGCUCAACACUUCCGGCAUUAAGGAGGCUCUAGAUCGCUUCAACCACAGCCGGACACCUUCGGCCUCGUCCCGCAGCUCGCGUAAAUCCUCGCACACGGCUGUGUCAGACCCCGCCUCAUCCCAGAUGAAGCUUCAGGGAGACAGGAGUACACCAGGUCGCCAGUCUGUCUCUGCUGUGGAGAUGACAUCACAACGACGAUCAUCCAUCAGCAGUCAGCAGUCGAUGAGCUCUCAAAAUACAGGACAGAACAUGGCUCCAUCCGGGGUUUCACAUCAACAACAGCAGCAACAACAACAACAGCAACAACAACAACAGCAACAACAACAACAACAACCGCAGCAACAACAACAACAGCAACAACAACAGCAGCCUCAACAGCAACAAGUUCAGAUCAGUGGCCAGUCAAUGGUGCAAUUCUCCAGCCAGCUAGAAGUCAUGCAUAACCUGAAAGAGCAGCUGGAGCAGAGGACCAGGUUGAUCGAGGCCAAUAUUCAGCGGCAGCAGGAUGAGCUGCGGCAGAUCCAGGACGAGCUGCAGAGAGUGCAGGGACAGAGCCUGCAGAUGUUCUUGCCAAAAGGAACCGGCGGACUAAAUCUCAGCUCUGUUCAGAUGGCCCAGGGGAACGCUGUGCAGCAGGGGGGAACUCUCAGCAUGCAGGGCCAGGUGGUCUCUGCAGGGCUUCUACAGAACAGCAUACAGCAACAACAUGCUGUCCAGCCCCAGCAACAAACGCUCCUACGGGAACAGAGCACAGCGCUCUCACAGCGGUCGUCUCUAACUCUGCAGCCUCAACAGAAUCCACUGCCUGCAUCUCUCUACAACACAAUGAUGAUCCCUCAGCAAAGCCCAGCCAACGUGGUCCAGAUUGCCACCAGCUUGGCUCAGAAUACUGGACACAACACUCCUGCUGUGGCCACAUUUGCACAGGACCGUUCAGCUCAGAUUAGGUUCCCUGCCAGUCCUCAGCUGCUCACUAAGCUAAUGACGGGGCAGAUGGCAUGUGGGGCCGUUAUGGUCCCCACAACCAUGUUUAUGGGCCAAGUGGUGACGGCCUUCGCUCCUCAGCAGGGCCAGACCCAGACCAUCAGCAUUUCCCAGCAGCCACCACAGCAGCAUCAACAGCAGCAGCAGCAGCAGGAGCAGCAGGUACAUCAGCAAUCACAGGUCACAGCCGUGCAGCUAGGGCAGGCUGGACUGGCCCAACAGCAAACACAGUUCCUACAGGCUUCUCGGCUGCUUCAUGGAAAUCAGUCCACCCAGUUGAUCCUGCAGGCGGCGUUCCCUUUACAGCAGCAGGGUGCCUUCACUGCCACAACCCAACAGUUACAACAGCAACAGCAGUUACAGCAACAGCAUCAACAACAGCAGAAACAACAACAUCAGCAUCAGCAGCUGGCCCCUCACAGGGCGGACAGUCUGUCCGAUCGCUCUGCUACGCAGCCACAGUAGCUGGCUAAAGCCAAUCCGAAGUGGAGUGAGCCAAACCCAAGUGUGGGUGUCUUUGUGUCCGGGGUCUAAAGAGGAGUCCUGCUGAAAUGUCAGCACUGAGACCAUGCCUCAGGCUGAGGAGGGAUUGGAUGAGCACGCUGUGGCUUCCCUCCCUUCACAAGGAUGUUUUGCUGUUUGCACUUAACUCCUGAGCACAGAGUGCUGCAGAGAACCAGGACUGGGCUCGUUGUGGCUUUGGCUCAGAGACAAAGCCCUUUCUCCAAGAAAACGGAGCCACAACCCAUAUAAUGGACUUUCCCUCACACCCUUCCCUGGCCCUCUCCCGGUGUGUUUCGUGUGUGCGCGUUUCACCCUCACAGGAUUAUUUUAUGCAGAGCUCUCUGGUUAAUUGAGGUAAUGCAGCGAAGCUUCUAUCUAGCGUCAAGGACGUCCUGCAGAACAGCCAGAGGCUGGUUUGUUUUCUCCUACUCUUGUUUUUCAUGUCAAAAUAAUUAUGGGUCAGAACAUAUUUUUAAGAAUGUGGUGUACAUUGAACUUUUACUGUACAGAACAUCAGGUGUAAUAUAUUAUGUAAAUAUAAUGAAAAAGAAGGAACUAAUAUUUUAUAUGAUGCAUGAAAUGAAAUGCGUAGUCUGUUAUUUACAGCUUUGAAUAUGUUUUUUUCUAGUCCUCUAAGAAAAAAAGUGGCUGAUAUUUUCACAGACUCCCUGUUUGUGUCUGCGUAGCAGACGAUGCCGAUGCUGCUUGUGUGUCAGUUUGUUUAAUCCUUGACCCAUAUUUUCACAGAUUUCCUAAAAUUGUCAAAAUAAUAGAGAAAAAGUAUUUUUUAAAGCUUUUUAAGAUGUGCUUAAAGUCUGCACACUAAAGACUCAAUCCAACUUGAAUAUUGUGAAUUAACUAAAGACUACCAUGGUUAAGCUAAAUGUUUGUAACAAUAAUAAUUGCCAACAUAAUGCUUCAUAUUCUUAUUUCUUCCUUUUUUAGCACUUAUGCCCUCCAUGUCAGAGCUUUCCAUAAUGUCUGUGUGGGUCCUGGAAAGGCUUUGUUCAAUCUCCAGAUAUUUAUUCUAUAAAUGUAUAUUUGAAAUUAAACAAUCUGACCUGUUAACCUGUGGCUAAUAUUCUCAGACUAAGCUUGAGUGAAUUGUGUUGGCAUGGUGCUAAUCAUGAACUCGUCAUUGGCAAACUGAUUAUCCAUCCAGUCUUUAGCCACUAAUCUGGGUCAACAGGCUAAAGAGAGAAGCCCAGACUCUUCCAAACGCCUUCCUCCAGUUCCUUCUGGGGUACUUCCAGUCGGCAACGGAAACCAGCUGUGAACCAAACUCUGAUAUAUUAUCACCUUUUUAAAUUGGAAUAGUGAACUUUUUAGUAAAGACUUUUCCUGUUUACACAUCCAGCAGAUGCAGAGCAACGUUGUCGUUCAUUUGGAGACGUUUAAGUGUAAUAUUCUUUCCUUUUGUAUUUAUCUGCAAAAGGGUAAAAAGCUGCGUCACUUAAACAAUCAGAACAGAAUCUAUCCUAAUGUCACAUUUAACAGCUGCUGUUUCUACGGCGACAUGAACUAAAGCCCGGCUCAGUUUGUGUGUUAGAUCAUGUUGAAAAGAUCUUUUAACUCUAAUUAUUACUUUCACAUUAUGACGCUUCAGUUGAACUCCAAAGUUGUCAUCUGUUUCAAAUGUUUAGUAAGUGGGAUGUGAUGUUAUCAGGAGAUUAUUGCUCCCAUUGUAUACUUAAUAUUCCAAUCACUCAUUUCAGAGUACAUUUGACUUGUAUUGUAUUUAUGUCAUU
Molecule: messenger RNA, 5079 nt
Organism: Cottoperca gobio
Lineage: Eukaryota; Metazoa; Chordata; Actinopteri; Perciformes; Bovichtidae
Gene: clocka
Product: clock circadian regulator a
Exons: 23
Coding region: 635-3292 (885 amino acids)
Biological process (GO): circadian regulation of gene expression; regulation of transcription by RNA polymerase II
Cellular component (GO): nucleus; cytoplasm; CLOCK-BMAL transcription complex
Molecular function (GO): protein dimerization activity; E-box binding; DNA-binding transcription factor activity, RNA polymerase II-specific
Source: RefSeq, a predicted model, not a curated record